UCUCUCUCUUUUCUCUUCUUUGGUAGACACUAGUCCUGAUGGAUGAUGAUUACAGUAGCGAGUAUGAAGCAGAUGAAGCAGGAGAAGCAGGGGACAAAGUUCCUAAUAAUAGUGUUCCUAAAGUAUCCCUCGAUGCUAAACUCAAGGAACUAUUGCAUAAAAUAAACUCGAUUGAGAUUAAGCUGUGUUCGGAUGGUGCAAAGGAGUUUAUUAAGCUACUUAAUGAUGAAACUGGUGGUGAAUUGCUCCGUUUAUAUGUACAGAGUUCUUCUGGGUUCAUGGAGCUUCUUCAAGCUUGGAAGCUUCGGGAGGGGAAACCUGGGAUGUCAUAUGUAUUAUCACUAGUUUCGACCAUAUUAAGUCAUCCAGAAGGGAUAUAUAGAUCGAAUGAUAAGGAGAUCAUUCAGGUCAGUAGGGUUAUUGACAAAUUUGCACGAGUAAUUGUUGAAGAAAAGAUGGAGCUUGUGUGUAAGGAACUGCGUAGCAAAGAUGGGAAGUGCCAAAAAGCUGCGCUUUUACUAUUAGCCUCAAUUGUUAGGCGUGGGUCAGGUUUGGCUUCUGAAGUCGCAAAGAAAUUUGAUUUUAAUCUCUGGGGAUUUUCCAAGUUGGCAGAAUGUAAAAAGAAGCGGAGUGAAACAAUAAGGAAGCACUCGACAAGAAAGUCUUUUGUUGGAUUUGCAAUGUCCUUUUUGGAGGUAGGGAAACCAGGACUGUUAAGGAGCAUCUUACAACAGAGGGAAAUGUAUUUUGGUGUUCUUCGUGGGCUUGGGGAUGAUGACAAUGAGACUAUUAUUUAUGUUUUGUCAACUUUGCGAGACACGGUUCUCACUGAGGAGUCAUUAGUGCCUCCAGGCCUUCGGAGUGUUCUGUUUGGAAGGGUCACCUUGGAACGGUUGAUCAGCAUUUCUGGAAGGGGGGAUGGCGAGGUUGCUGCAGAGGUGGCACACAGUGUUUUACUUAUGGUUUGUACUGAUCCUUGUAAUGGCUUGAUGCCAGAUUUGAAGAAACUACCUAAUCCAUUGAGGGGUAAUACAAAGCGACUAUUGGAACUCAUGAAGAAGCUAAAAGCAGCGGAGAUUGGUCGUCACAGGGACCUGCUGUUGUCUAUAAUCAGAGGAGGGCCUUAUUUUGGUUCAGCAUACAUGGAAGAGUUCCCUUAUAACCUUGAAGAUUUUGCAUCACCUACCUGGUUUGCUGUGGUUUCUCUAGCUGCGGAAGUGGUCUCGGCAUUAGGAAAGGGACUUCCUUUUGGUUUCCUCAAUUCUUGUUCUUAUGAUCUUGUUUCUUUGAAUGGUGCGGAUGCUCAGACUCUCAGAAAUUGCAUUGCUCCUUGUCCAUGCAAUCGAUCAGUUAUCAAUAAGGGGUUGCUUCAUGCUGAUUUUCUUGUGAAUCAUGGAACUUUGAGGCUGCUGAUGGAGAUGUUGAAGCUGUUGGAUUCCUUCAUUAAGGGUGUAAGCUGUUGUUCUCUAGAUAAGAACGAGAUGCAAAGUUGGGCAACAUCUAUGCAAGACAUUCUGAAUGAAGUUCAAACUUUUCUCCCUGAUCCCCAAGUUCUGUUGACUCUAUUUAAGAGACGCAGAUUUGAAAAUAUCUCAACUACAAAGACUAAAAUGACUACUUCUUGUUUAAAGAGAGCAGUGGAUUUGAAAAACUUUUCUGAGCAGAGUAGCCAGAGAAAAAAGAAAUUGAAAGUGAAUGAGGAUGUCGACAUUAAAGUAGGAGGUAUAGAUUCAGAUCCGGACAAUUCUUCACCUGAGGAUAGUGAAAGGGUUGUUGAUGCAGAUGUGACAGAUGAUAUUGAAAGUGGGAAGGAUUUUAUGAACUUCAUUUCAGAAAUAUGGGGAUUAAAUCUUCAUCAGAUGCCUAUUAUUGAAGAGAAGGACACAUAUAUAUGUUUUUACUCUAAGCUACUUGAUGCUCUCCAAAUUUACCUACGGAUAAUCCCAACAUCAUUGGAGGGAUCUUUCGAUUUUUUCAUGAAUCUUCUUGGUGACCCCUUAACAUUGCCAGUUUGUAUGCAGCGCUCUAUUUUGUCUUUACUAAUUGAAUACACCAAUGGGUCUCCUAGAGAUGGAUUUCUUAUUCCAACUCCGCCACAUAUGUACAAGCAUCUGUCUUCUUUUAUUAACUUGUUAAUUUUUUCUCCAACUGCUACUAGUGACAUAAAAGAUAAAGCAUAUGAUCUUGCACUAGCAGCUAUGUCAAGUACUGGUGCCUUUGACAGCAACCUGCUUGAGGUUGGUGCAUGGCUCUUGUUUUUACCAGGGCACUCUAGAGAUGAAUCAUUUGAUGAGGCAGGGGCAGAAGUGCCACGGAACUCUCCUGUCAGCUCAUUCCUAUGUGAUGCUGUCUCUACUAUUGGUAAUAAUUUAUUCAGAUAUUGGGAUGUUGUCAGGCAUCACUCCUACCAUGUAAAAGGUUUUGAAGAUGUAUCACCUGAUUUUAGCCCGAUGGUCAUAUGCGUUCUCGAAAAAUGUUUGAGGUUACUCAACUCUAAAUCUGGAAACUAUGAGUUACCUGAUAAGUCAAUGAUAUCGUCAUAUGUCUGCAGUACGUUAAAAUAUCUCUUGCAAACUCAGGUAGAUGCAAGACCGUUGUCUGCUUUGAUUGAAUCAUUUCUGAGUAAAGGACCUAAAGAUCUGGAAGAAGAUGCGGUGGAUGCUUUCUGUGAAUGGAGGCCACUGAAGAACUUAUUUCUCUUCUCUCGGAGCAUAUUAUAUCAACAAGCUCCUUGCUUUAUUUCAUCUGACAAGAAAACUAUGUCUGCUAAGAGUUCUUUUGCAAAUGUACUUUCUGAAGUGAAAAGAUCAUUGGACAAUGGUCUAAGUAGUAAAUUAGCUGGAAUAGCCAAAGCCUUUGCUUUCACAAUGUCAUGCACAACCCCUGAUGAAAUAUUGGAGGACUUUCCUGCAGUGUUGACUGUUGUACGAAAUCUGCAGGGAGUUUCCAUCUCGUUGUUAUCCAUUAUCUUCUUUAUGGAGCCAAAUUUUCUUGCUGAUGUUUCUAAAUUGUGGCCUGAAAUGUUCCAUUGUGCUCUCGAAAUGGCCAUAUCUAUGAGCCACCAUGAUGGUGGGAAAGAUGAUGCAACUGGCAAGACUGGUCAUUGCUUAUUUGCAGGUGACAGGGUCGGUACCGCGGAUUCUGAUGUAUGUGAAUCUGCUGCUAGUGCAUUCAGCUUCUUCUUGAGACUAGUUCCUUUUCAUGUGCUGCUUCCUUCAGUUAUAUGCACAGAUGGUCAGCAUUUGCUUCUGCCAAAGGUGCAGGAUUUGCUUUUGGCUAAAAUAUCCGAGUGUCCACCUGAUUGCCUCAUUUCCUAUCUUCGCCUUGUAUUAUUUUGGUUGAACCAAAUACAGUUAUCCUAUAGAAGGGAACCAUUGUCUGAAUUCAUACAAACUUGUGACACUUGUUUUACCCUCAUAAAGCAUUUACUGGCUCAACUGUUGGCUGUGAAGCCUGACAUUGAAUACUCCAAGAAUGCUCGUUUUCCUUUGUCAGUUGAGAAUAGUUGUGAAGUGGCUGAAACCAUCUUCUCUCAUCCUGCAGUGAUAGCUUCUUUGGCCUAUCCUUUAGGCUGUAAUAAGGAAUUUACAGAUGGAAGCUUAGGGGAUAGUUUGGAGACUUUUCUUAUUGUAUCCAGGCAGACAGUUCAUAUAUUGGAUCAUCAUGUUUUGGAUACAUUGACUAUAGCUUGUGGCUACAUGUUCAAUCAAUUCAAUGUUCAACAUUUGAUACUUAAAUAUGAUUCCAGCAAGCGGCUUGUAAAGACUUUCAAUGGAAUGGUACAGCAGCUACUUUUGGGAUUCAGGGACAAGUUUGAUCUGUGCAUCAGAACUGAAGAUUUGAGCCCCCUACUUUCAUUGUUCUAUACUUUAUAUGCCUUGAUUCGUUUUAUGUCCCCCUUUAAGCUUCUUGAAUUAGCACAUUGGAUGUUUGGUAGAGUUGACAAGAAUGAAUUGACUCUUCAAAACUCUUACAAGACAUCGGCCCUUUCUUUUGGAGUUAUAAUUGCUUGUAAUGCCUUGGGAAACCUGUGUUCGUAUUUGCAGCAGCCUGCUAAAGGGAGACAGCCAUAUAAUUUGUUUUGGGAAAUGGAAGAGAAGAAAGAUUUUGAUGUUGAGCUUAUUGAUAAUGUCUAUGCGGAAGUAUGCAAGUUUUUCAUGCAGUCUGAACUAGGUUUUGCAGAUACAUGUCUACUGAAAGUUGUUAAAGCUGUGUAUGGACUGAAAUAUUUGCAACACUGUGAUCUUCAUCCAUUAAGCUUGGUAAUUUCUAGAACUAUAAUGCGUACUCCUCUGGACAUGCUUUCUCAUAUGGUUUACAAGCCAAGCAUGACAAAAGCUAGUAUAGUGUUCUAUCUGACAAAGAUGAGCCCCCUGCAUUUGUCAGUCUUUGGGCACUUACUCCUACAUUCUAACAAAGGUUUUCUCAGUAAGUGCAAUAUGCUGGAAGAGACCCAUCACCAUAGCCUUUCGGAUGAGGAAUUUAUGAUCAUUUUGCCAGCUGCUUUGUCAUACUUAAAAUCAGUUUUCGUGAGAUAUGAAAAGCAAUAUCAUCGACAUUUUAGUAAUAUACCUACUUGUUAUUCAAGGAUUCUUCUACAUGGUUUUCUUCAGUGGAAAUUGUUUGUGUCUAAAUCUAUAUUUCAUGAAGAAUAUGGUGACUUCUUGCCAUCAUCUGCUGAGGAACUUCUCCAUCUUGUUAGUCAUAGUCUUCUUGGAAAAGCAAUUCAAAUGUUGCAGUAUCACUCUGCCCUAACAGGAGAUUCAAUUAAGAUGAAGAAACGGUUGAAACUGUUCAAUUCAAUGUUCCCAAAAUCUGUUCCGGUUGAUGAUCUUCUUGACUGCAAUGUUGGUGAAAUUAACUUUAAUUCGGUUGACCAGGCACUCAAUCUUAUUAACAAGGUGGUUGCAAAGAUAUCUUUUUGUAUGAUAUUGCUGUUUCCAGAAGAAAAUCAAACUCAGUCUCUGAAAAAUGAAGCAGAUGGGGACUCAAAGGAGAUUUCGUUGGAGUUGGUAGAUAGAAAAGUGGACUCAUCAAAAUUGCGAUUUCUAGACAUUCUGGCCACCAUUUGGCGAUGGUUGGUCAGAAAAUUCCCUUUUGUCUCUGAUGAUUUGAAAAAGGGAAUACACUGUGAUUGUUUACGCUUUUACCAUUACCUGGAGAAUUUUAUAUUAAGAAGUAUGUGUCAGUUGACUGCAAAGAUGUGUGACCAACUGAAUUCACUUCAAUCCCUUGUCUUCCUAGAUGAUUUGAUGAAAUCGUUUCUGCUCCACAGGUUUGAUGAUCUGACCACACUUAAAAUGCUUCACGGUAUCCUUGCUGUGUUGUCUGAGGGGAAAUUUUCUCGUGUCCCUUAUAUUCAGAUUUUGCUUUCCCACUCGCAGUUUGCCCCUACAAUUCAAUCUGUCCCUAAGCCUUCUAGUUCACAAACUGGCGUAUAUUUGAGGCCUAUGCCCAGCAUUUUUAGAUCACUUGUUUUCCCCCAUGCUAGUCCAAACACAAUUGACAGGAAGAAUGAUCUGAAAACAAGUGAGUUGUAUAUGAAGCAGUUGGAAAUUAUAAAGCUACUUAAAGUACUCCUUCAAAGUCAGCCUCGUCAAAGUGGCUUUGAAUUGGGAAAAGACAGUGGCAUAAAUUUUAGAGAAUUGCAUUUCUUACUGUUGUCUUCUUAUGGUGCAACUCUGAGUGAAAUUGACUUGGAGAUUUAUGAAGUGCUGUGUGAACUUGAGUCUAUUGAUAGAGCAUGUUCUGAAAACAUUGCCGAAAUGGAUUACCUCUGGGGAGUUGCUGCAAGAAAAGUAAGAGAACAGCAGGUUCUGGAACAGGAUACAUCUUCUAAAGUAAUGGAUGAUGCUGAGUCAGUCAGAGAACAUAGAAGAAGUCAAUUUAGAGAAAAUUUACCAAUUGACCCCAAAGUAUGCGCAGCAACUGUGCUAUAUUUUCCGUAUGACCGAACUGCUUGUCAUGAACCUUCGUCAUUGAGAAAGCUUCAACAAAAUGAUACUAAAGAUUCAUCUUUGGCACAAUCUCUUGAUUUUGACUGUAUAGAACGAUACGACCCGGUUUUCAUCUUGCGUUUGUCCAUUCAUAGUCUAUCAGCUGGCUAUAUUGAGGUGGCAGAGUUUGCUAGUUUAGGCUUGCUUGCAGUAGCAUUUGUUAGUAUGUCUUCACCUUAUGUUGGGAUGAGAAAAUUGGGCUACGAAGCUCUUGGGAGACUGAACGAGGCAUUGGAGAAGAGUCAAAAGAAGAAGGAUGUUGGGCGACUUCGGCUUCUUUCGAAGUACGUGCAAAAUGGAAUAGAAGAACCAUGGCAAAGAAUACCUUCAGUUAUUACUGUUUUUGCUGCUGAGGCAUCGGUCCAGCUGUUGGAUCCGUCUCAUGACCAUUAUGCAACCCUAAGUAAGAUUUUGAUGAACUCUUCUAAGAUGAACAUGAAGUGCAUACCACUUUUUGAUAAGUUUUUCUUGAGUAGCUCUGUAAACUACAAGACAGAACGCUUGUGGAUACUUCGGUUGACAUAUGCAGGGCUGAACAUAGAUGAUGACGCACCAAUAUAUGUCAGAAACUCUGUUUUUAAAAAUCUACAGAGUUUUUAUGCCUCUCCACUUUCAGAUUCUGAAUCAAAGGAACUGAUUCUUCAGGCGGUGAAGAAGUCAGUCAAAUUGCAUACAAUGGCAUACUACCUAGUUGAACACUGUGCUUUGUUUUCAUGGUUGUCGUCUGUGGUCUCAUUUCCCGGUAGGAUGCUACUUGGUGAUGAAAAAGGUUUUUUCUUAAUGCGGUUGGCUUUGGCAGUCGAGAUUGCCGGAGAAGUGGUUUCAUCCAGAAAUAUUGCCGAUUGGUUACAGAAGUAUGCGCUUGAACAGCUGAUGGAACUGUCCUCUCAUCUGUAUAACUUCUUAGUUGGUUGCAUGAAGUUGAUCGAAGAAAAUGUGUUCUUGGUUCACUCAAUUUUAAAGAUUAUUGUAACAACAUUGAAGAUAUCUCAGAAAAGGAAAAUGUUCCAACCACAUUUUACCCUCUCUCUUGAGGGUCUUUUUCAAAUUUAUCAGGCUGUCAGUCCAUCUGAUGUUGGACAAUCUGGUUUGGAUCCGGACUUUGGUCUUAGAGCUAUACUUAUGAGCACACCUUCCAUUGCUAUUUUACAGAUGAACUACGAAAAACUUUCAAGUUUUGUUAUGUGGACAAUAUCUGCCGCUUUGAAGUCAGACUCUGAACAACGUUUUAAACCUAAAGGAUAUCAUAAUCGUGACACAAUCAUCUUAUGGAAAGCAUUUGAGGAGUCUCUGACAUCCAAGCUCUUACGUUGGCUUAUUGCUUCUGUUAUUCUUGGAAAGCUUUUCAGAAAACGUGAUGUUUUGGACCCUGAAUUCCCAAAUAUUUCAAAAUUAAAAACUCUGAAAAAUUUAUUAGAACAUUUUGGAAAAGUUCAUGGAGAGAAUGGAAGCAGAUUUGACUGUGAAGAAAUAUUAGCCGCGGCAAUUUUUUAUCUCCAACAGCUUGUUGGCAGACAAUGUGCUGUCCUACCUUCAGUUGUCUCUACACUUGGCCUCCUCCUCUUUGACGUUUCUAAAUGUGCAGAACUUUUGCCCGGCAAUGAGGACUCUGCUGCAUUACUAUUGUCACGGAUACACUGCCCUGCUGAAGCAAAUCCUGCUUGGAGAUGGUCAUUUUACCAGCCGUGGAAGGAUCAUUCAUCCGAGUUGUCCGAAUCACAGAAGAUGGACGAACUCCAUGCUAGCCAAUCGAUCUUAGCAAGAAUCUCAAAUUAUAUCGGAAAGAAGUCGAUAGAUUUAGAAGGUUUAAGGUUUGAAGAUAUGGAGAAAUACGGCGCGUUUAAAUGGGAAAGAAGUCUUAUAGAUUCUAAAUAAUGUCUCUCAUGCACUCUCAAUUUCCCCUAAAUCCUUCACAUUCUGGGGAUUAUGUCUGUAAUUUAAAUCUUGUACAAAUUAGUUUAAUGUAUGAAAACUGAAUUGUCAUGUAAAGAAACUUCAGACUUUGAGAUA
This is a messenger RNA of Tripterygium wilfordii, 8006 nucleotides long. RefSeq lists its product as uncharacterized. The record is from RefSeq and is a predicted model, not a curated record. Gene Ontology annotation, cellular component: nucleolus. Bases 39 to 7871 code for a protein of 2610 amino acids. Gene Ontology annotation, biological process: maturation of LSU-rRNA from tricistronic rRNA transcript (SSU-rRNA, 5.8S rRNA, LSU-rRNA); maturation of 5.8S rRNA from tricistronic rRNA transcript (SSU-rRNA, 5.8S rRNA, LSU-rRNA). NCBI's taxonomy places the organism in Eukaryota, Viridiplantae, Streptophyta, Magnoliopsida, Celastrales, Celastraceae. The transcript is spliced from 13 exons.